UGCUGCCGUGCGCCGCCUCCGCCUUUAUAGCCACCGAUAUGCAAAUCGCCCGAGCCGGGCAGCCAAUAGCCGCCUCACCCUCGCGCCGCUCCUCCGCCAGCGUCAGACAAUCCCUUUAAUGUGGAAAGGACUUAGAGAGGGGAAAACAAAAACGGAAAAUUAGGGAAUCUUUCCUUUGUUUCUUUAGCUCCUUUUGCUCUUUCCUCCCCUUUCCUGUCAGCACGCUGCAUGUCAGGGCUCCGGGAGUAACGAAGAGCGGCUGGGCUUUGUUACUGUGCGCCCUCUGCCCGCAACCGGGUGCCGGCUGCAGGAACUAAGGCUCAAACGUGCGGGGGUUGCGCCCCAGGGGCGCUGGGUUCCCGGCACUUCCCCCACCCCGACCCGCGCUGUGCGCGUUUUGCAAACUCGCAGUCCGAUCCCUACGGACCUGCUCUGAGGAGCGAAGCUCUGCUCGCCGCUUCUUGUUGCUUCCCACGGCGCCCCAGAAUCACCAGCCUCUCGGUGAAGCAGCCCGAAGGAUAAGGGAAAAUUGAUUUUAUUCAAAUUUGUGUACGCAAUUGUGUUUCGCUCGUGUGAGCCCCGGUGAUCAGAGCUGCCACUUGCUUUCAGAGAAGAGCCCUACGGGCCGCUCUGGGAAGCAACACUCGUCCCGUUCCAAAAGAACAAAAUCACAGCAUGACGUUGAAACCUGGCACGAACCUGGGGGAACUUAACCAUCUGCCUACGGAAGUGUGGAGCUUCGCCACCGCCUCGCUCUGGGCUGGGCGAGCCCUGGGGCUGGUCAGGCACCGUGUUGCCCCCACAGAGCCUGAUGGAGUGUCCUGGAGGCAGCUGAAGGAGUGACAGAUCGGCGUGUUACAGAGUGGGGCCAUUUGAGGCAGCCAGGAAGGUGGGACACACUCGGGCUGCCUGCCUUGCACUGACGAAAUGCACAAAGGGAGAGGAGAGUGGAAGACAAAGCCUACACAUGGAGCUGCCACAAGAAGUCUUUCAGCUACUGAGCAGCUAGGAUCCCCGGGGCAAGGAUGGCAGAGCAACUUCCCAAGGCUGGCUGGCCGAGACAGAUCGUUUUCCAAUUUCACGGGCUCUGUGGAUGACCGCGGCACCUGCCAGUGCUCCGUGUCCCUGCCAGACAAGGUCUUUCCCGUGGAAAGAGUGGAACGCUUGGAAUUCACAGCUCACAUCCUUUCCGAGAAGUUCGAGAAAGAGCUUUCUAAAGUGAAGGAAUAUGUCCAAUUAAUCAGUGUAUAUGAAAAGAAACUCUUCAACCUAACUGUCCGGAUUGAGAUCAUGGAAAAGGAUACUAUUUCUUACACUGAACUUGACUUUGAGCUGAUCAAGAUGGAAAUAAAGGAGAUGGAGAAACUGAUCAUACAGCUGAAGGAGAGUUUUGUGGGAAGCACACACAUUGUUGACCAGCUGGAAGUGGAGAUAAGGAAUAUGACUCUCCUGGUGGAGAAGCUCGAGACGCUAGAUGCAAACAAUGUCCUUGCCAUUCGCCGAGAAAUCUUGGCUCUGAAGAAGAAGCUGAAGGAAUGUGAGGCCUCGAGAGAUGAAAACCUUCAUGCCACUGUCCCUCCCCCUGCUCCAGGGAGCUGUGGUCACGGUGGUGUAUUGAACAUCAGCAAACCAUCUAUAGUUCAGCUCAACUGGCAAGGGUUUUCCUAUAAGUUUGGUGCCUGGGGUCGGGAUUAUUCUCCCCAGCACCCAGACCAAGGACUGUAUUGGGUGGCACCUUUAAAUACAGAUGCGAGAGUGUUGGAAUACUACAGAAUCUAUAACACACUGGAUGAUUUGCUACUGUAUAAACAUGCACGACAGUCUCGGAUUGCUUAUGGCCAAGGCAGUGGUACAGCUGUUUACAACAACAACAUGUAUGUCAACUGGUACAACACCGGAAACAUUGCCAGAGUUAACCUGACCACCAAUACAGUUGCUGUGACUCAAAAUCUCCCUGGUGCUGCUUAUAAUAACCGUUUUUCAUACGCUAAUGUUGCUUGGCAAGAUAUUGACAUUGCUGUGGAUGAGCAUGGAUUGUGGGUGAUUUAUUCAACUGAAGCCAGUACUGGUAACAUGGUGAUUAGCAAACUCAAUGACACCACACUUCAGGUGCUAAAUACUUGGUCUACCAAGCAGUAUAAACCAUCUGUUUCUAAUGCCUUCAUGGUUUGUGGGGUUCUAUAUGCCACCCGUACUCUGAACACCAGAGCCGAAGAGAUUUUUUACUACUAUGACACAAACACAGAAAAAGAGGGCCAGCUUCAGAUUCCAAUGCAUAAGGUACAGGAAAGAGUGCAGAGCAUUAACUAUCACCCUUUUGAGCAAAAACUUUUCGUUUAUAAUGAUGGUUACCUCCUGACUUAUGAUCUUAUUUUCUUACAAGAACCCCAGAAAACUGUUUAGGUGUUAGAGUGAAGGAGAUCAAAAUAUUUGUUAAAAGUAGUCUUUACCUAGUUAGCUAUUUGCAGGGAGAUCUAGAAAUGUGAUUGGUUAGUGGUAAUUGGGUGCAUGGUUCUGCAAUACUAGGGACCUAUGACGUUUGCUCUGACUUGGUGAGUUCUUUUGGGAGCAUCUGUCUAUUGGGAUCUAUUUUCCAGCUAAAAUAAGGUUUUUCCAGGAUGGAAUCUCAGAGUUUUAGGGAGCAUUAUGGGUUCAGUGAAGCCUAUGGUGCAGUGACGUUUGAGAAAGAAGCAACACAAAGAGCACUUAGUAAGGUUCUGGGGUCCUCUGUGCAGGAGGGAGUGCUCAAGGGCUGCUCUUCAUCUAGACAGCCCCAGUAAUUCUUCCAAGCCAGAAAGGACCCUGGGGCUUAAUAAGGCAGACUAAUUUCAAAGCUCCCUGAAGGACCAAAUUUCUAACUUUUUUUUUUUCCAGUAGCACGUAGAAUGAUGCUUUGUAUUUAGAACGUAGGUAAAUCUGUGAAGUGCUCUGAGUUUUCUGGAGAAAGGGCUUUUGAUGCACUAAAUUGUGUAUCGCACAUAAAUCCCAGAAGGAUCUGCAGAUGAGGAACUUAACUUUCCUUUCUCAUUGUGUACCAGCAUAAGAGUCAGUAGAACCCUCUACCUCAUCACUUCAUUCCAAAGGCAGCUCAGAAGGUUAGAAUCAGAAUUGCCAACCAAUUUCCCCCACCUCCUCUCUACUGUUUGUUAUAAAAAUUUCACCAUUUUUCUACAGAAAAAUAUAAGAAAGCUUUCUUUUGUCUCAUCAUGUACUUCUAUUUAGAGGGCUCUAACAACUGAAAGAAAACCAAAUGGCAGUGAUAAAAUGUUAGCAUCUGUGAUUAUAUAAUAAAGACCCUGGAGCAUAUGUGACACUUGCAUUAAGUCACAUCAGUUGUUUCAUGUAAUUUUUGUCUUUCUUUAAGUCUGGAACUUGUGAGAAAAUGAAAUUUUAAUUUUAUUUUGUAUGGAAGAGAUGUUGGAAAGCUGUUGAAACUCUCUAGUAAAUUGGUGCAGGUUGAAACCCUUGCAGGUCUCUGUGUCAAAAGAUGGCUUUAUCAUCUGAUCUUGGUCUGUUUUACAUUGAUGCUCAAGUGCUAGUCUAUAGGAUUGGUUUCUUAUAUGCUAUACUGUCCCCCUUUUAAUAAAUGAUUAAAAUUAAAA
Oryctolagus cuniculus (rabbit) is the source of this 3602-nucleotide messenger RNA. NCBI's taxonomy places the organism in Eukaryota, Metazoa, Chordata, Mammalia, Lagomorpha, Leporidae. The record is from RefSeq and is a predicted model, not a curated record.